AUGCAAGCGUGGCUGCAGGGAAUGGGUUUGGGCGGAAUGCCGAAUAUGAUGGGCAGAUAUGAUCAGAGUUUUGCUGUGAGUUUUUUUUUGCGGGAAAAUGGGGGGUUUUGAGCAAGUUAUGGGUUCUAAGCUUGAAAAAUAGCUGGAAAAUUGUGAUUUUCAGCGAUUUCUAGCCCGGGAGAUGGGAGUUUUGGCUGAAAAACCAGGAAAAUAUCGAUUUUCAGUGGUUUUCGAGAAAAAUUGGUUGUUAAAGCUAAUUAGCAAGGUCCUGGGCUAGAAAUAGCUGAAAAUUAUUAUUUUUCAGCUUUGGAAGCUGGAAAAUUGAGAUUUGCAGCUAGGGAGACUGGAAAUUUGGCUGAAAAUCGAUUAUGUCAUGAAAAAUUGGGGUUUUCAGCAAAUUUUCAGGCUCUGAGGCUAAAAAUAGCUGAAAAUUAUAAUUUUUCAGCGUUGGGAGCUGGAAACUUGUGAUUUUCAGCUAUUUUUAGCCCGGGAGACUGGAAUUUUGGCUGAAAUUCAUUCUUUCUAGCUUUAGGAGCUAAAAAAUCAUGAAUUUCAGAUAAUUUACAAAGUUCUUGGCUGAAAAUCAUUAUUUUCUAGCUCAAAAAUGUGAAAAAUCAUGCAUUUGAGCUCGCGGGCACAAAAAACGCUGAAAUUUAUGAUUUUCUAUCCCCGGGAGCUUGAAAAUCAUGAAUUUUCAGUCCUAGAGCUUGAAAAUCAUCUGAAAUUCCUGAUUUUCGAGCUCCCCGAGCUAGAAAUUCUCAUUUUUACCACCCAGUGCUCAAAACCUGCAAAAACUCCAAUUUUCCUUACAGUGUUAUGGUGCAAUCUUCAUGCCCAACGCAACCGACGAAAAAACGACAGAAAUCGAUUACGGCGGCAAAAUUCUGUUGCCGACAAGUGCUCUCGAUAUGUUGCUUCGAAUGAACAUCCAAUAUCCGAUGCUCUUCAAAAUCACCAAUCCGAAUCCCAGUCUUCAAAGGUGCACACAUGCUGGAGUUUUGGAAUUUUCAGGUAAAGCUUGAAUUUGAAUAUUAUGACGUGGCUGUCAUGUUCCUUUAAAUUUUCCAUAUGUAAACGUGGAUUUAAAGGUGCAUGAUAUGGAGAUUGCCACGUCAUAAGAUCAGCUGAAGUGUACUAAUAUGAAUUAUGACGUGGCAACUAUCAUGUUCCUUUAAAUUUUCCAUAUGUAAACGUGGAUUUAAAGGCGCAUGAUGUGUAGAUUGCCACGUCAUAGCUAAAGUCAUAGAAUGAGCUAUGACGUGGCAAAUUUUCUACCUAUCAUGCUUUGUAUAAAAUAUAAUAUAGCCUGAUAGAAGUUUUGCCACGUCAUAACCAUCAAAUUUCUGCAGCACCCGAAGGUCAAGCAAUAAUUCCACAAUGGAUGAUGGCACAACUCGGACUACAAGACGGACAACGCGUUCGAAUCGAGAGUGCCACGUUGCCGAAAGCCACGUUUGCCAAGUUGAAACCGAUGUCGCUGGAUUUUUUGAAUAUCACUAAUCCGAAGUGAGGCUGGAAUUUGACUAUAGUCUAGUUUAUGAGCUUUCUGGGGUCAAAUUGAACCUAAAUCUAGAUUUCUAACAUAAUUUUGAGCCCAAAUUCCAGCGCUAAUAUGAGCAAUUGAUUUUCAGAGCUGUUCUUGAAGUGGAAUUGAGAAAAUAUGCGUGUUUGACGAAAGGCGAUAAAAUUCCGACUUCGGUGAGUUUUUUCCGGGGAAACUUUGAUGACCCUACAAUACUCCGCAUUUACAGUACGCCGGUCAAACGCUCGAAUUCCUCGUCGUCGACGUCAAACCAUCCAACUCGGUUUGCAUCAUCGAAUGUGACGUGAACCUCGAUUUCGACGCUCCCGAAGGCUACGUCGACAAUUAUCAGCCGAAAGCCGCCGCAACUGCGCAAGCUGCCGGCCAAGUGGCUGCGCAAGCCGCUGUCGCACCCAAAAAACCGCCGGCGCCAACCGCGUUCUUCAGCGGGGCUGGACAGAGUUUGGGAGGAGGCGGAGGCGGAAGAACUGUGUCCGGUGGAUUUGCGGGGUCCGGAAAACGGCUUGAUGGAAAAACCGGUGGAAGUUCGUCGAAAUUGAACUCGGUUUCGAUAAAUGAAGAAGUUGCCAAAGAUUUGCCGGCUGUUACGCCGGUUGUUGUAAAUGAGGAUUAUAAAGCGGGUAAGCGUUUUGGGACGGGAAUUUGGUGAAAAUUUUGGGAAAAUCCAGUUAAAAAUCCUGAAAAUUUUACGUUUCAUCACAUUUUUAUAAUGAAAAAUUGGAAAUUUCUUUUCUUUAAAAAAUCCACGUGGAAAAUAUCUGAAAAUUCGAAUUAGAAAUUGAAAGUUUAAAAAUAGGGCUCAUGAGGAAUUGAACCCCUGACCUUUUGACUCGAAAAUCUCAUCUAGAAUUAGAUUUUUUUGACCAGAAAAAUCGAUUUUUUCAAAAUUCAAAAUUAGGGCCCAUGGGGAAUUGAACCCCUGACCUUCUGACUAGAAAUUUCAGCUAGAACUUGAUUUUUUAGACCAGAAAAAUUGAAUUUUUUUCAAAGUUCAGAAUUAGGGCUCAUGGGGAAUCGAACCCUUGACCUUUUGACUCGAAAUUCUCAUCUAGGGUUAGAUUUUUUUGACCAGAAAAAUCGAUUUUUUCAAAAUUCAAAAUUAGGGCCCAUGGGGAAUUGAACCCCUGACCUUCUGACUAGAAAUUUCAGCUAGAACUUGAUUUUUUAGACCAGAAAAAUUGAAUUUUUUCAAAGUUCAGAAUUAGGGCUCAUGGGGAAUCGAACCCUUGACCUUUUGACUCGAAAUUCUCAUCUAGGGUUAGAUUUUUUUGACCAGAAAAAUCGAUUUUUUCAAAAUUCAAAAUUAGGGCCCAUGGGGAAGCGAACCCCCGACCUUCUGACUCGAAAUUUCAGCUAAAAUUUGAAUUUUCUAAGUUUUUAAGUCUGAAAAUCCUAUUUUUGACCAGAAAAAUCGAUUUUUUCAAAAUUCAAAAUUAGUGCUCAUGGGGAAUUGAACCCCUGACCUCUUAACUCGAAAUUUUGGCUAGAUUUAGAUUUUCUAGGGUUUGAAGUUUCUAAAAUCCUAUUUUGACCAGAAAAACUUCUGAAGUUUCAGAUUUUUCAAAAUUCAAAAUUAGGGCUCAUGGGGAAUUGAACCCCUGACCUUCUGACUCGAAAUUUCAGCUAGAAUUUGAAUUUUCUAAGUUUUGAAGUCUGAAAAUCCUAUUUUUGGCAAGAAAAAUUGAAUUUUUCGAAAAUUGCAUCUAGAAUUUGAUUUUCUAGGUUUUGAAGUCUCUAAAAUCCUAUUUUUGACAAAAAAAAAUCGAUUUUUUCAAAAUUCCAAAUUAGGGCCCAUGGGGAAUUGAACCCUCGGCCUUCUGACUAGAAAUUUCGAAUUUCUAGGCCGUCUCUCCUUCGUCCGCUACGACUACAAACGUCUCGACGUGUUGGAGAAGGAGUUGCGCGAAAAAAACGCGGCUUCCGGAUCGAAAUCCGCGAACGCGUUCCAAGGCGGAAGCCGCACGUUGAGAAGCGCAAGAUGA
Messenger RNA from Caenorhabditis angaria, 3525 nucleotides. The record is from the annotation of a GenBank genome assembly. NCBI's taxonomy places the organism in Eukaryota, Metazoa, Nematoda, Chromadorea, Rhabditida, Rhabditidae.